UCAAUAUACAUCGUCAUGGUAUUCCUAGCUACGAGCUCCAUGAUGAUGUCGACAGUGAUGUCGCACUGUAACUGCCCUCACAGCUGCCUGAUUGCAUACUUUCCAUUUGAGGGAGAUGCGGCUGAUAGCUCCGGUAACAAUCGCGACGGGACCUCGACCGGCGCGGUUACUUACGCCAAUGGAAAAUGCGGUCAGGCCGCGUCGUUCGACGGAGCGUCGAAAAUUGAUGUCCAGUCCCUUGCUAACUUCGCAUGGGGAGACGAAUUCAGCGUCAGCGUGUGGUUCAAGCGCACCGGUCAGUGGGGGAACUAUCAGGGCAUCGUCAACAAUGGUUAUGGCACGAAUGGGGGCUGGGAGAUCAGGAUGGGUCGGGAGAACAGCGGUCAGAUGCUGGGCGGUAGCGUAUUCGAGACUGCUACCGGACCGUGGGACUAUCAAAACCUGGUUGGUGCCCAGAAUACCUGGAAUCACGUGGUCAUGACUUAUGACGAUUCCACUCUGCGGUAUUACCUCAACGGAGAGCAGCAGACAGCGACCAAUCCCGCGUGUUGCAACGGUCCCAUCCCAACCCGAAACAACCCCGUCACCAUCGGUCAAGCCGGUUUUGGGACGACCGUCGAGUACUUCCACGGCUUGAUUGACGAGGUCAAGAUCUACGGGCGAGUCCUGUCCGCAGCUGAGAUCCAGAAUAUGGCAAUUCAUGCAUGCCUUUAA
Strongylocentrotus purpuratus (purple sea urchin) is the source of this 714-nucleotide messenger RNA. RefSeq lists its product as uncharacterized. NCBI's taxonomy places the organism in Eukaryota, Metazoa, Echinodermata, Echinoidea, Camarodonta, Strongylocentrotidae. The coding region runs from base 16 to 714 and encodes 232 amino acids. The transcript has 2 exons. The record is from RefSeq and is a predicted model, not a curated record.